AUGCUCCCGAGCGAGGAGGACGACUUCCUCAUGGACGAGUCGUCGGUGCUGGCGUUCCUCGCCGACUGCGAGAUGGGCGACGAGGCCGCGCCAGUCUCCACAGCCUCCAGUAACACGUCAACCCCCACACAAUGUGACACAUUAACCGCCACUUGGUCCGACACCAGCAGCAGCUCCGCCAGCUCCCCGGAGAAGCCCAUUGUGAAGAAGUCGUGGCGUCAGCGCCGCAAGGAGGAAGUCCUGAUGCUCAGGGAGGUCGUGAAGCAACUUUCGGCCGAGCUCGAGCGCCUCAAACUGGCCGCGGGGGUGCACUCGACGCUCCCCAGUGCACUUGAGACAGCAGCACAUAAGACCCCAGUCCACGCACGCAAGACGGAGGCGUCGGUCAUGUGGCAGCGAGUGGCUGGACGCCAGUCGAUGCUGCGACAGCAAAGUGAAGAGGAGAACGGCAAGCUACGUGAAGCGUUGAGGCUGCAGCUGCAACAGGCGAAGAGUCUGCAGCGCGCCAUUAAGAGGAAGCUGAGGGAGGACCUCGUGUCGUCGUCGAUGGAUCUGAUCAAGCAGCAUCGCCUGGAUACGAGAGGGGUAACCCCUCCUUCGAACAGCAAGACGGUGUUUGACCAGCUGAUGGCGGGGCUAGAUGAGGUUUAUGAGGGCGUGGACGCUUUCUUUGAGGAGGCGGGGAUGGUGGCUCUGCCCUGUCCUGGACGGAGAAACAACUCGGGGGAUGACAUUGCUAAGGGGAAGUUUAUGGAGUUCCUGGAUAGCUACGCGCUGCCGUUCGACUUUCGAAAGACGGCCAAGGUGAUCUGGACCCCGGAGAAGGACCAGCCCAGCAGCAACUUGUACUACUUACAGGUGAGUUUCUACAGUAUCUGCAUCGUGUAUUUGGAUAUGAUUUUAGCACUAACAAUGGUUUGUGGUUGCUUGCAGAAUUUUACGGCGGGGAGCAACACCCACAUGACGAGUUUCUGCUUUGCAUUUUCGAUGCUAGGAGUGGACUUCCGUGUCGUUAUACGCCAUGUGACUCGAAGAUACGUGGAGAAAGACCGGGUUGUGUUCAUUUCGCGGGCGUUGAUCGAGCCGAUUUACGAGGCAGGGUCGAUUACACUCGUUGAGACGAGUCGCAUGGUCUUGAAACGUGGUGAUUUAUCAGCUUUAGGGCCCACGACAGUGAUGCAGACUCAUCGAGAGGCCAAAGCUUGUGGGGUGAUUUCGGGGUUUGAUACUCAGAACCUCCCUAGUAUUCACACGGUUGGCCUCGAAAACUGGGAAAAGAACAUUACGCGCUUCAACAACGACGUGGAGGACCAGCUAAUUCGGACAGCGAGUUAA
Phytophthora sojae is the source of this 1335-nucleotide messenger RNA. RefSeq lists its product as hypothetical. The transcript has a single exon. The coding region runs from base 1 to 1335 and encodes 444 amino acids. NCBI's taxonomy places the organism in Eukaryota, Oomycota, Peronosporomycetes, Peronosporales, Peronosporaceae. The record is from RefSeq and is a predicted model, not a curated record.